AUGAACGUGUUCGCUGACGAGGCUACCGAGGAGCGCGGCGAGAACGCCCGUCUUUCCUCGUUCGUUGGAGCUAUGGCUCUUGGAGACCUUGUGAAGUCGACCCUUGGACCCAAGUCGACCUCGGACGGCAAGGUUACUGUCACGAACGACGGAGCCACCAUCCUCAAGUCGAUCCAGCUCGACAACCCCGCCGCCAAGAUCCUUGUCAACAUCUCCAAGGUUCAGGACGACGAGGUCGGUGAUGGAACGACCUCUGUGUGUGUCCUCGCCUCUGAGCUGCUCCGCGAGGCCGAGAAGCUCGUCACUGUUUCGAGGAUCCACCCGCAGACCGUCGUUGAGGGAUUCCGCAUCGCGUCCAAAGCCGCCCUCGAGGCGCUCAAGGAGAGCUCUCUCGACAACUCGGACGACCCUAUGAAGUUCCGCGAGGAUCUUUUCAACAUUGCCCGCACGACGCUCUCGUCCAAGGUUCUCGCCCAGGACAAGGACUACUUCGCGAACCUCGCCGUCGACGCCGUCCUCCGCCUCAAAGGCUCGACCAACCUCGAGAACAUCCAGAUUAUCAAGAAGGCUGGUGGCAAGCUCACCGACUCUUACCUCGACGAGGGCUUCAUCCUGGACAAGCAGAUCGCGGUCAACUCGCCGAAGCGGAUAGAGAACGCUAAGAUCCUCAUCGCCAACACGUCGAUGGACACGGACAAGGUCAAGAUCUUCGGCGCCCGCGUCAAGGUCGACGGAACCGGCAAGCUUGCCGAGCUCGAGCGCGCCGAGCGUGAGAAGAUGAAGGCCAAGGUCGACGCCAUCGCCGACCACGGCAUCACCUGCUUCGUCAACCGCCAGCUCGUCUACAACUACCCCGAGCAGCUCCUCGCCGACCGUGGCAUCAUGGUCAUCGAGCACGCUGACUUUGAGGGUGUUGAGCGUCUUGCGCUCGUCACUGGCGGUGAGAUCGCGUCGACGUUCGACGCCGCCGACAAGCUCAAGAUCGGUCGCUGUGAUGUCAUUGAGGAGGUCAUGAUCGGAGAGGACAAGCUCAUCAAGUUCUCUGGAGUCGCUGCCGGUGAGGCGUGCACCGUUGUCCUGCGAGGAGCCACCUCGCAGAUGGUCGACGAGGCGGACCGUUCGCUGCACGACGCUCUGUCCGUUCUGUCGCAGACUGUCAAGGAGUCGCGUGUUACGCUCGGUGGAGGAUGCGCCGAGAUGCUGAUGUCGUGCGCUGUCGAGAACGCCGCGCGCACCGUGACGGGCAAGAAGGCGCUUGCCGUCGAGGCGUUCGCUCGUGCUCUCAGGCAGAUGCCGACGAUCCUCGCCGACAACGGCGGUUACGACUCUUCCGACCUUGUCUCGAAGCUCCGCGCCGCCCACUACGAGGGUAACACCGAGGCCGGUCUCGACAUGGACCACGGCGAGGUUGCGUCCAUGCGCGAGCUCGGCAUCACCGAGAGCUACAAGCUCAAGCGUCAGGUUAUCGUGUCGGCCUCCGAGGCGGCCGAGAUGAUCCUGCGUGUCGACAACAUCCUCCGUGCCGCGCCCAGGCGGCGCGAGGCGCACUAG
Molecule: messenger RNA, 1551 nt
Organism: Trichosporon asahii var. asahii CBS 2479
Lineage: Eukaryota; Fungi; Basidiomycota; Tremellomycetes; Trichosporonales; Trichosporonaceae
Product: t-complex protein 1, beta subunit (tcp-1-beta)
Exons: 4
Coding region: 1-1551 (516 amino acids)
Biological process (GO): protein folding
Cellular component (GO): cytosol; chaperonin-containing T-complex
Molecular function (GO): ATP hydrolysis activity; ATP-dependent protein folding chaperone; ATP binding
Source: RefSeq, a predicted model, not a curated record